CAAACAUGGACAGCAGCCCUGCCUAUGAUCUGGGCGAUAUAUCCAAGGCCAUCCACAGGAUCUCUUCACAGUACUUGUCCGAAACCACAAACUUCGAUGCUGAACCCGUCACAAAAUCAGCAGACGUCGACACAGCAAACUCCCUCACUCAAAACUAUGGCACUCCGGACGCUUCUCCACAUAAAGUGGAUGAUGUGCUGACCGAAGCCUUCGAGAUUUUCGACUACCGCACGCGCAUGAACCACCCGUGCUUUUUUGGCUUCAUUCCCUCCCCGGUGCUUCCUCUCGCCUGGCUGGGAGAUGUGGUGUCGACGACCUUCAAUGCUCAUGGAGGGUCACGCUUUCAAAGCUCCGGUCCCAGCGCUAUCGAGCACACACUCAUCCACUGGAUGGCUUGCCGUGCUGGUCUGCCGGCAGCAACGGCCGGGGGGAUCGCAGUGUCUGGUGGCUCUAUGGCUAAUCUGACCGCCAUGGCCGUUGCAAGAGACGCCAAUCUUCCCCGAGAACAUUGGCAUACUGGGGUGGCGUACGUGUCUGAUCAAACCCAUUCGUCAAUCGCAAAGGGCCUGAGGAUUCUGGGAUUCCACGAGAAGCAAACCCGAAAGGUACCGACAGACGGCCGGUUUAGAAUGGAUGUCGAUGCACUCAUAUCAAUGGUAGAGGAAGAUCGGGAAGCCGGACGCCAUCCAUUUCUCAUAGUUGCAACCUGUGGCACGACAAACACCGGGGCUAUUGAUCCAAUUGACGAGAUUGCUGCAGUCGGCCGUGCUCACGGAAUCUGGGUGCAUGUUGACGGUGCUUAUGGGGCCACCGCAGUUCUGUCUACUUCCCAUCAAAGCCAGCUGAAAUGUCUAGGUGAUGUAGAUAGCAUCUCCUGGGAUGCACAUAAAUGGCUGUUCCAGACCUACGGCUGUGGCUUCCUUCUCAUGCGAGACCAAUCUCUUUUGACGGAGAGCUUCCGCACGGGGGCAGAAUAUACGCAAGAUGCAGAAGACGUUGACGACAUACCGAACUACUGGAACAUGGGCGUUGAGCUUACGAGGCCUACACGGGCGAUGAAGCUGUGGUUCACACUGCGCGUCCUGGGAGUGGACCAGACCAGCAGCUUGAUUGAUCAUGGAAUCAAAAUGGCCGAGUUCGCCGAACAGCAGGUUCGAGAACUGGAGCACUGGAAAAUCCUGAGUGCAGCUAGUUUGGCGAUUGUGACUUUUCGGUUUGCGCCGCCGGGCACGACAGAGAGCGAAUUGGACGAGAUUAACCGCGAGAUCUCCGGCCAGUUACUCGCAGAGAAUAUAGCGGGGAUGCUGACCACCAAGGUUCAUGGAAAGGUGGUCUUGCGCAUUUGCUCCAUCAGCCCAGCUCUGACCAGGGAGCUUCUGCAAAGGGCAAUCCAGGCGAUGGACAGAGUCGCCAAAAGCACGGUUAGCCGCCGUGCUGCGGGUGCUUGAGCUUGAGACCACAAUUGGCCUCCUAUAGUAGUAAGUAAUAUAGUUGGAUAGUGUUGGUAGGGACCAGCAUUUAGUCAGUGCACUUUUACGCUGACCUGACAGGUCUUCAAGCAUUGAUUUAGUUGCCAUUAAUGCAGAUAAACACUGCCUUCUAUAACUAUAAGGCAACUUAUGGUUAAAUGAUAGUAGAGAAAUCAAUAGAUCCAG
Aspergillus versicolor CBS 583.65 is the source of this 1655-nucleotide messenger RNA. RefSeq names its product pyridoxal phosphate-dependent decarboxylase family protein. The record is from RefSeq and is a predicted model, not a curated record. Gene Ontology annotation, biological process: amino acid metabolic process. Lineage: Eukaryota; Fungi; Ascomycota; Eurotiomycetes; Eurotiales; Aspergillaceae. The coding region runs from base 6 to 1448 and encodes 480 amino acids. Gene Ontology annotation, molecular function: carboxy-lyase activity; pyridoxal phosphate binding. The transcript has a single exon.